Molecule: messenger RNA, 387 nt
Organism: Trichobilharzia szidati
Lineage: Eukaryota; Metazoa; Platyhelminthes; Trematoda; Strigeidida; Schistosomatidae
Source: the annotation of a GenBank genome assembly
AUGGCAAAGGGGUCCGAGGCAGAGGGUGCUAAGCGUAAACAGCGAUUGAAGCGUCCUGGUCGAUUGUAUGUCAAAGCAACCUUCACAGGUUAUCGCAGGGGACUGCGAAAUCAGCAUGAAAACACAGCUCUACUACGUGUCGAUGGGGUAACUGAGAGAAAAUCAACGGAGUUCUACCUCGGUAAACGAUGUGUAUACGUGUAUCGUGCUCAGAAGAAAAAAUCAUUCCCAAGACGGCAGAAACCUACUAAAAUCCGAGUGAUUUGGGGAAAGAUCAUGCGUCCUCACGGCAACAGUGGGGCUGUUAGAGCUCGCUUUAAACACAAUUUACCUGCAUCUGCAAUGGGCAAACGUAUUCGUGUUAUGUUAUACCCUUCACGCGUUUGA